This is a messenger RNA of Diospyros lotus (date-plum), 636 nucleotides long. RefSeq lists its product as uncharacterized. The coding region runs from base 56 to 562 and encodes 168 amino acids. The transcript has a single exon. The record is from RefSeq and is a predicted model, not a curated record. Lineage: Eukaryota; Viridiplantae; Streptophyta; Magnoliopsida; Ericales; Ebenaceae.
CCUCCUCGCAACCUUGCUCAGAAUCCAACAAACAGAGAGCCUUCAUUAUACAGUCAUGGGCAAUUGCUUGGUUAUGCAACAAAAGACUAUCAAAGUCGUGAAAACAGAUGGGAAAGUCCUGGAAUACAGAGCACCCAUCAAAGCCCACCAAGUCUUGUCAGAUUUUGCAGGCCACGCAUUAUCUGACACACGCCCGGUUGUCCGGCACCUCCAGCCUGAAGCCUGGCUGACCGGCGGCGGCUUGUACUACCUCCUUCCCGUCCCGGUGCCACCACCGGCAGGAGAACAGAAGAAAAGGGUCAGAUUUGCUUGUCCGGAGGUAGAAGAGAAGGGUGAAGAAAGUGGGGUGGUGAGGAUCAAGCUGGUGAUCACAAAGAAAGAACUGGAACUCAUGCUGAGAAAAGGAGCUUUCUCAGUUGAUGAUCACAUGCUUUCUCAGCUUCAAAAGAAAGAAAUCACGGAUGAUCAGGACUGCAAGGUUGAUGAAGACGAUGAUGGCGAUGGCAACAGAAGCAGUAAAGGAUGGAAGCCUAUGCUGGAAAGCAUACCUGAAGUAAACUAAUUUGUGUUGGUUUCUCUUUUUUUAUAGUUUUUAACAUGUAGUCAGAACAUAUAUAGAUGGAUAGCUUGCAAGAA